Condylostylus longicornis is the source of this 829-nucleotide messenger RNA. RefSeq lists its product as uncharacterized. Gene Ontology annotation, biological process: lipid transport. Gene Ontology annotation, molecular function: lipid binding. Gene Ontology annotation, cellular component: extracellular region. Lineage: Eukaryota; Metazoa; Arthropoda; Insecta; Diptera; Dolichopodidae. The transcript is spliced from 4 exons. Bases 99 to 644 code for a protein of 181 amino acids. The record is from RefSeq and is a predicted model, not a curated record.
AUAAGAUUCAGUUUUUGAAGUGAUCUUACACUGAUCAGUUUGGAAAAAAAAUAAUAAUUUUCUUUAGAAAAUUUAAUUAAAUAAAGGAUAACAUAAAAAUGGCUAAAUUAUUAAUUGUUAUUAGUGCUUUAUUAUGCCUUCAGUUAGCUGCAUGCAAUGUUGUUAGACGUGAUGCUCCAGCUACAAAUACAUUAACAUUUGCUGAAUUAGCUGAAAAAGCUCAAACUGGUCUAAAAGAGGCUAAUGAUGAAUUUUUAAAAUUCUUCGGUUUUGAAAAUAAUGAUCAAGUUGUUGCUAAAAUUAAAAGUGAAACACAAAAACUUGCCACAACUGUUCAACAACAAUUUGAAGAAUUACAAAAACAUGUUAAUAGUGAACAAAAUCAGGAAAUCAUUUCUUCAAUUAAGGAUCAAAUCAACAAUUUAACAAGUAAUGUUGAUAUUGGAAAUGAUGCUAAAGCAGUUAACGAACAAUUCCAAACUAGUUUACAAAAGCUCGCUAAAGAAACUCAAAAAUUAGGACAAAAACUUCAAGUUGAAGGUAAAGAAAUAACACAAGACACAGAAAAAUUAUUCAAAACAAUUUAUGAUUCAACACUUGAUGCUGCUAAAAAAGUUGGAGAAGUUGCCAAAAAACAUUCUUAAUUCAUAACGAUGAAUGGAAAAUUUUAAAAUUAUAAUCUAGAAAAAAUAGCAAAAUUCCCGAAUAUUAUAUAAUAAUAGUAUUAUAUUAUUGUAUUUUAUAUAAGCAGAAAGAAAUUAUGAAAAUAUUAUGUGAUCAAAAUAAAAAUGACUAAAAAACGGAAAAAGAUUUAUUGAAAAUAAAAUUA